CCAUCUUCUCACUCUCGCACACUCUGCCCACUGUUUCUGUUUCUCUCCUAACAUGGUCGACCCUCCACAUUCAUCUUCAUCACUCUGAUCCUCAUUUCAAUUCCGACCCAUUAUCUCAAUCAUCAUCCCCAUCAAUAAAAACUCUGCUUUUUCCAACUUCACUGCUUAAUUCUCAACUGGGUCGGUGGAGUUUUUUUCUGGGGUGUGUUUGAAAACUGGUUUUGAAAGCAAAGGUUUGAGGUUUUGUCGUAGUGUGAGUGAUUGUUUCGUUUUUGUUUCUGGUUUUUUUGGUUGUUGUGUUCACUGAGUUUUGAGUUUUGAGUGGAGUUUUGUGUAAUCUAAUGGUUAGUGAUAGCUACUCGUCGAAGAAGAUGUCUGAUGUGGCGAUUCGAUCGAUGAUGAAGAACGGUGAUUUCGGCGAGGAUUUGGCGGCGCUGAGGCGGCAGCAGGUGGAGGCGAAUGAGAGGGAGAGAGAACUCGCGAUGCUGCGAAGUGGGUCGGCGCCUCCUACGGUGGAUGGUUCGUUGACGGCGGUUGGAGGGCUGUACGGUGGUUCUGGUGGCGGCGGAAGGUAUUUUGGGAAUGAGGAUGAGAUUCGUGCUGAUCCGGGGUAUGCUGAUUAUUACUACUCGAGCGCGAAUCUGAACCCGCGGUUGCCGCCGCCUCUGGUGUCGAAGGAGGAUUGGCGGUUCGCGCAGCAGAUGAAGGGUGGCUCGAAGGUUGGAGGGAUCGGGGAUCGGAGGACAUUGAGUGGAAGGGUGUAUGAUGAUGGUGGUAAUGGAGACAUGUCACUGUUUUCUAUGCAGCAGCGUGCUGGGUUUAAUAAGGAUGAUGGUGGUUUGAAGCAGCAGCAGCGGAGGAGCGCCGCCGAGUGGGCCGGCGGCAACGAUGGCUUGAUCGGCUUGCCGGCAUUGGGGCUUGGAAGGAGGCAGAGGAGCAUUGCAGAGGUAUGUCAGCAGGGCGAGAUGAAUGGUGCAACAUCGGCCUCCCAGCAGCCACAUCAUCUGCCUGUCGGUAAUGUGUUUGAUGAUAUUCCUGGAAAAUCGGAGUCCCAUUAUGCUUAUCUGCAGCAAGAAUUGGAUGCUUUGCAGUCCGGUGGAAAUAAGCGGGGCAUAUCCGGUGCCCAAAAUCUUUUCGGUUCAGCAUCUCAAUCUUAUGCUUCUGCUUUAGGAGCCUCGCUGUCGAGGAGCAGCACCCCUGACACUCAACUUCUACCUAGAGCUGCUAGUCCUUGCCUUCCACCAAUUGGGGAUGGGAGGUCCGGCUCCGUAGAUAAAAGAAGUUCCAAUGGCCAAAACUCAUUUAAUGGCAUCUCAUCUAAUUUAAAUGAGCCUUCUGAUUUGGUAUCUGCUUUGGCUGGCAUGAAUCUGUCCCAAAAUGAUGUAAUAGAUGAUGAGAAACAUCCCCAGUCACCGAGGCACAAUGAAUCUGACUAUACUCAUGAUGUUAAACAGCAUGCAUACUUAAACAGGUCUGAUUCUUUGCCUUUUCAGCGUUCUGCUGCUACCCAACCCUAUUUAAAAGCUAGUAGAAGUAGCGGUUUUGGAUUGGAUCUGAAUAACUCAUCGUUGUAUGCAAACGAACUGCUAGAAUCUCAUAGGGUUGGUGGAGUUUCUGUUAACUCACACUUGAAAGGACCUUCUACACCAAAUUUUACUAGCAGAGGUAAUUCAGCUGCUCACUAUCCGAAUCUUGAUGACUUGAGUAUUCCGUAUGCUAACUAUGGCAUGGCUGGGUACGCCAACAAUCCGUCAUCACCAUCCAUGAUGGCAGGCCAGCUUGGGAACGGUAACUUGCCUCAUUUCUAUGAACAUGCUGCUGCUUUGCCCGCACUAGGAGUGAAUGCCAUGGACUCUAGAGCCUUGGGAAGAGGUGCAACUUUAGGACCUUUGAUGGCUGCGUCGGAGUUACAGAAUGCGAGAGGGUUUGGAAGUCAUGGAGCAGGUAGCACUCAUCAGAUGCCCUUGAUGGAUCCUUUGUAUCUUCAAUACCUGAGAUCAGGGGAAGUUUCUUCUGCACAGCUUGCAGCCCUAAAUGAAUCGGCAAUAAAUAGGGAAUACUUGAAUGCUUCAUUUAGAGAUUUAGCUAGCCUCCAGAAAGCUUAUUUGGAGUCUUUAAUUGUCCCCCAAAAAUCGCACUUUGGUGCCCCCUACCUUGGUAAGUCAGCCAGCUUGAGCCCUAAUUCUGGCAGAAAUCCAUCAUAUGGUCUCGGUAUGACAUAUCCAGGAAGUCCACUGGCUGGUUCUGUUUACCCAAACUCCUUCUAUGGACCCAGUAGUCCUAUGAGCCAAAGUGAACGGAAUAUGCGGUUGUCUGGAAUGAGGAAUGUGGCUGGCAGUGUCAUGGGAGCUUGGCAAGCGAACACUGUUGGAAGUUUGGAUGAGAAUUUUCCAUCUUCCUUGCUCGAUGAGUUCAAAAGCAACAAAACCAAAUGCUUUGAACUUGCAGAAAUUGCUGGCCAUGUUGUUGACUUCAGUUCUGACCAGUAUGGAAGCCGUUUUAUCCAACAGAAACUUGAGACAGCCACAAUGGACGAGAAAAAUAUGGUUUUCCAUGAAAUCAUGCCACAGGCUCUUUCUCUGAUGACUGAUGUCUUUGGUAAUUAUGUGAUUCAGAAGUUUUUUGAGCAUGGAACGCCGGCGCAGAUAAGAGAACUGGCUGACCAACUUACCAGUCAUGUGCUGACCCUAAGUCUUCAAAUGUAUGGCUGCCGAGUUAUCCAGAAGGCAAUAGAAGUUGUUGGUUUAGAUCAGCAGACUCAAAUGGUUGCAGAACUGGAUGGUCAUAUCAUGCGUUGUGUUCGUGAUCAAAAUGGGAACCAUGUCAUCCAGAAGUGUAUUGAAUGUGUACCUGAGGAUUCAAUCCAAUUCAUUGUGUCGACUUUUUAUGACCAAGUUGUGACACUGUCAACUCAUCCAUAUGGUUGCCGAGUUAUACAGAGAGUCUUGGAGUACUGCCAUGAUCCCAAAACGCAGCAGAUUAUGAUGGAUGAGAUUUUGCAGUCUGUCUGCAUGUUAGCACAAGACCAAUAUGGGAAUUAUGUUGUACAGCAUGUGCUGGAGCAUGGCAAGCCACAUGAGCGUUCGGCUAUAAUAAAAGAAUUAACUGGGCAAAUAGUGCAGAUGAGCCAGCAGAAGUUUGCCUCCAAUGUCAUAGAGAAGUGUCUAUCAUUUGGAACACCUGCAGAGCGUCAAUUCCUUGUAAAUGAGAUGCUUGGUUCUACUGAUGAAAAUGAGCCCCUACAGGCUAUGAUGAAGGAUCAGUUUGCAAAUUAUGUUGUACAGAAAGUGUUGGAAACCUGUGAUGACCAGCAGCUGGAGCUAAUCCUUAAUCGAAUUAAGGUUCACCUGAAUGCCUUGAAGAAGUAUACUUAUGGGAAGCACAUUGUUGCUCGUGUAGAGAAAUUGGUUGCUGCUGGAGAGAGGAGGAUUAGCUUUCUGACCCUAAAUCCUGCACAGGUGGUAUAGGAAAUGAAGUUAUGUACAGCUAACUGAGGGUAAUAAGCAACUGCUUGCUUUUUCUUCUCUCCUUGAUUGGAAUUAAUUAAUAAAUUGUUAGUUGUACUUGAAACUGUACAUUUGUUAGUUUGAGGAUAUACCUAGAAUCAGUUUAGCUGAGGAGGCGAAGGCUCAGGUUCAGUCGGUAAAUUAUGCCUGAUGCGCUUGCGGCAUAGAUAUAUUUAUGAGCUAGUUUUAAUGUUGUACAGAGAGGUCUUGACUGUACAAAUUUCCCUAGGUUGGUUAUGGGAGCACUUGUAUUCCGGAUGCAAACAUGUUUUUGAGGAUUUUCUUUAUGAGGAUGCUCUUUGGAUAA
Lotus japonicus is the source of this 3813-nucleotide messenger RNA. RefSeq names its product pumilio homolog 1-like. Gene Ontology annotation, molecular function: mRNA binding. The record is from RefSeq and is a predicted model, not a curated record. Lineage: Eukaryota; Viridiplantae; Streptophyta; Magnoliopsida; Fabales; Fabaceae. The coding region runs from base 342 to 3467 and encodes 1041 amino acids. Gene Ontology annotation, biological process: post-transcriptional regulation of gene expression. The transcript has 9 exons. Gene Ontology annotation, cellular component: cytoplasm.